Messenger RNA from Chara braunii, 1926 nucleotides. NCBI's taxonomy places the organism in Eukaryota, Viridiplantae, Streptophyta, Charophyceae, Charales, Characeae. The record is from the annotation of a GenBank genome assembly.
GCUAAGAUUCUAUGGUCCUUAGAUUGAGUCAGUCUUAAGUUAAGUCAGUCAGGGGUGUGAGUCUAAGUGGUGAGGAGUGGAACUGACUUCCGGUUGUACGCCUGUCACCAUGGUUGACCUGCAUAGUGGUAAGAGCACCACCCCUUACACCAAAGCUCAGGAAGAGCAAGCCACCGCUGUACUUCAGGAGGGAAAAGAAAAAAAGGCUAAGAAGGAAUUGAUCAGGCAGGCCAAGAAGUUGGCCUUACAUGAGGAGCAGGCGGUGAAGAGGAAGAAGUUGGAGGAAGAGAUGGAGAGAUUGAAGGAGGAGGAGGAAGAAAGGAUGAAAGUUGUGGACAAGGAAGAGAUAGAAGAGGAGGAAGAAAAGGAGGAGGAGCCCCUGCUCAGAAGAGGCGCAGGGCAGAGAGGAAAAUCUAGUGGCACCAAGAAUGAGGAUGCAUGGAUGGAGAAGAAGAUCUCAAAGUGGGUAGCUAAUUUAUCUCUGGGAGAAGAGGAAGAGGCCAUGUUGUAUGUUCCCCCAGAGGAGAAGGAAGUCGUAAUCAGGGAGUGGGAAGCAGAAAAAGACCCACUGAGACGUCAGACUAUAGAGGAGGAGGAGGAGAAGUUACAAUGGAAGUUGUGUCUCAGUAGGGAAAAUAAGAGGAGGAUGGAUGAGGCGAACAAAAUGGCGACGGAGUUGGAGGUGAUAAAGGCGCAAAGGGAGGAGAUGCAGGCGCGAGCAGAUAUACAAGGAAAAUUAGAUCACGUAGGUGCAGAAAUGGAGGCGAGGAUAGAAGGCAGCAUAGGCGCCAUUGAGGGCGCAAAGCUGGCCACUCCAAAGGAGGAGGAAGUAUGUCCCCUUAGGGAGCCCGUUAAGAUAAAGUUUCCUGAACCCUACAGUGGGAAAAAGGAAGAAAACUUCGAUAACUGGGAGGCGAACGUUAACACGUUGCUAAAGAAAAAAGCAAUCUGGAAGUGGGACAAGGACUGUACAUCAGCCCUAAAGAAGCUAAAGCGGGUGUUGAUAGAGUAUCCAGUCCUUAAGGUAGCCGAUCCGUCCAUGCCUUUCUUUGUUACCAGUGACGCGAGUCAGUAUGGCAUAGGUGUUGUUUUACAGCAAGAUGAUGGCAACGGAUAUAGGCCCGUAGAGUUCAUGUCUGCCAGGAUGCCUUUAGAAAAGGUAGCGAUAUCCACCUAUGAGAGGGAACUCUACGCUCUCAGGUACCACGAAGAUGAAGCUGGAGCGAUGGCACCACAGGUCUUGGAGAAGCUUAGAGAGGCUAACUUCAAGAUCAACGCGAAGAAGUGCGAGUGGGCCAAGACGCAAGUCUUAUACUUGGGCCACGUGUUGGACGGAGAUGGCAUUAUGUCAGAGGACAGCAAGAUCGUGGCGAUCAGAGAUUGGCCGACGCCCCGCACAUUGACAGAGUUGCGGUCGUUCCUAGGCUUAGCUAACUACUACAGGAAGUUCGUGAGGAACUUCUCCACUAUCGCCGCUCCCUUGCGCAGGUUGUUGAAGAAAGAGACAAUCUGGCAAUGGGAUAAAGAUUGUACGUCUGCGCUAAAAAAGUUAAAGCGCGCGUUAAUAGAGUAUCCUGUCCUCAAGGUUGCAGACCCGUCCUUGCCAUUUGUCGUCACCACGGGCGCGAGUCAGUAUGGGAUAGGCGCCGUGUUGCAACAAGAUGACGGCAAUGGCUAUAGACCCGUAGAGUUCAUGUCCGCGAGGAUGCCUUGUGAGAAAGUCGCUACCUCCACGUACGAAAGAGAACUCUACUCCCUCAGGCAGGCUUUAGACCAUUGGAAGCACUACCUACUUGAGAGGCACUUCAAAUCUACUUGGACCAUGAAACACUUAGAUGGUUGAAGACCCAUGCCAAGAUGACACCUAAGUUGACCAGGUGGGCCGCAGAGAUAGACCAAUUCGACUUUGAGCUCAAGCCAGUGAAG